UCGCCCACGGGAAGGAAAACCGCACGCGGCCGUGCCUGGGUGUGUGCGUGUGUCUGUAAAUGUGCCGAAGUGUGGACGCGGAAAAACAAGCGUGCGAAUGUGUGUUUAGUUCGUGUAUGUCCCCGAACCGGAUGUCCGUUACGCAUCCUUUUUGGCUUUGCCCUUCCGUUCUGUUCGAUCUUCGCCAUUAAACAUAUAUGUACCUCAAUAUAUAUAUUGACACACAAAACAUACACUAAUGCGCUGCCGCUAAAACGACGAGAUCUAGUUGCGGUAAAGGAAAAGAAAAAAAAAAAACAAUCGUAGUGCAGUUACAAAAAAGAAACUGAAAAGAAAUAGAGUGGGAACAAUUUUGUUUUAAAUUUAACGUUAGAUGUGUUAAUGCGUAAAACGGUGUUUGCUUAAGUUUUACCACCCAUCAGUCCAACAUCCAUAAUUGAAGACGUCUCGGUAGUGUCAGCUAAAUUCAGUCGCAUCAAAUUGCGGUUCUCUCGUUGCGUUACUAACGUAACAUUAACAUCACGCACACUCACGAUCAGUCGAGCGAUCGACGAAAGGGCAUUUCCCUAUUUUGACAUUCUGUGCCUCAAGCUGCAGUUUUCGCACGCGAGUUACUAAGGUGCGUGUGCCUACUAAACGCGAGUGCGUUACAAAGCGUUACGCAGUGCCGGUGUUUGCGAUCGUUAGCUUUUAAGUAUACUGUGUACAUGGCCACGAUGUAGAUGCUAGCAGUGACACCUGAGGGGCGAACAAAAAUCUACCAAUUUGAAGUUUACAACUUUAAUCUGUUAAGCUGUAGAUCGUGCUGAACUUCCGUUCAUUUUGUGAAGGUAAAAUUUGGAACGUAAAACAAGAUUUUACUACACACGAUCGUCAAUUGGACAGCUCGAAAAAUCAUAAGCUUUUGCGUUGAUUUACGCGAAUGGCGACGGUCAUAUCACUGUUGAGCAAUCCAUGCAACAGUCCCUUCGAUCAACAGCAUAGUCAUCACCAUCAUCACCAUCAUCCGCCACAGCUACUCUUUCCCGCGUACGGACAGGGACCGGAAACGCUACAGCAACGGUACAGCGGAACCGGCGGCGGUGGGCGAACCCGUAACGACGUAACGCACCACCAUCAGCAACAGCUGGACGCGUUAGAUUUUCAUCUGUUGAGCCGCACGCUCGAGGAAGAGUUCGAACAAAUGGAAUACUCCGGAAGUUCCGGUCCCUACCAGUACCAACAGCAGCACGAUCAGCAGCAGCCACCGCAACAACCGGCCCGGCGUCAGGGACAGCAGGAUUUCGAGCAGAUUUCUCCCGGCUACAAUCUGGACAACGAGGACACGUACAGUGGAUCGCCGAACAACUUCCAGGAUUACCAGAAUAACUUUGUCGAUUCGCCGCCCGAUUCGAAGGAACCGUGGCCGAUCGACUACAACAAGAUGCACACCACGAUCGCUACGAGCAGUGGUGCCAACGAUACGACGAACGCGUCGACGACCGUAACGGCAGUCGCCGUCGCUACAGGAGCGGCUGGAGCUGUUGCUCCAGUAACAUCUCAACAGCAGCAGCAACAACAGCAGCAGCCGCAGCAACAGGACAAUGGCGGCAUGUACAUGAACAACGCCAUACUGCCCAGCCGGAAGCGUCGGAUGGAAUGGAUGUCACCCCAGGAGGAGGACACCGAUGGAACCGAGACGAAGAUCGCCAACAUCGAUAAGGAGCGUGACGCACGUCGCAAGGGAAGUAUGCGAUGGGCAGAUGAUCUUGAUUUGGACCUCAGUAACGAGCUGUCCAGUAACGGAUAUAUUAGUGACUCACUGUUGAAUUUUCCAGUGUUCAAACAAGAACUACCAUCACCUCCACAGAAGCCUCCACAACCUCAACAGCAGCAACAACACUCACAGUCUGCUCAUCAACAGCAGCAGCAUCAGCUCCACCAACAGCAAUCGCUGCAUCAGCAAGCAGCAAGUUCUCAGGAUCAUUCGCAGCAAACGCAACACCACGCACCUUCCAGUUUGCAACAAUCGUUAGGUGGUGGUGUCAAUAAUCCUACCAACAGUGGAAAUGGUGCAAACACUCACCAACAGCAGCAACAACAACAGGUGGUUCAGUAUCAUCAGCAACAGCAGGGUCAAAGCUCUAUGAACGGUGCUGGACAGAGUUUGAUGAGUAGCAGCGAUCAUCACGGAACGCCUAUCGGUGCCGGGUUGAGCAAUCUUCAGAGCUUCCUGCAAAGCAACCGAUUGGAAAAUGAUCCUACCGGUGGAGGCAUUUUGCAGCUGCAACAGGAUGGUGCGCUAUCAACGGUACGCAGUGACAAAACACACGACGAUCACAAUCGGUUCCAGUACGUGCUAGCAGCCGCGACCUCGAUAGCAACGAAAAACAACGAAGAAUCUCUCACCUACCUUAACCAGGGCCAGAGCUACGAGAUCAAGCUGAAGAAGCUUGGCGAUCUGUCCCCGUUCCGGGGUAAGAUUCUGAAGAGUAUUAUCAAGAUAUGCUUCCACGAGCGUCGGCUACAGUACAUGGAGCGGGAACAGAUGCAGCUGUGGCAAGCGUCCCGACCCGGGGAACGUAUUUUGGAUGUCGACAUUCCUCUUUCGUAUGGAUUGAUGCAGGUUCAGCCUACUAGCAGUAACUUGCUGAACACGAUCGAGGUGUUUUGGGACCCGAUGAAGGAGGUCGGCGUGUACGUAAAGGUGAACUGCAUUUCAACGGAAUUUACCCCCAAAAAGCACGGCGGCGAGAAGGGUGUCCCGUUCCGGAUACAGGUAGAAACGUACAUCGAUACUAAUGGGAUUCAUAAUGGCAACAGCAAUGGGGUGGCUGGUGGUAUAGACGAUAAAGACGGUAUUAGACCACUCCAUGCGGCGGCUUGUCAAAUAAAGGUGUUCAAAUUAAAAGGAGCCGAUCGUAAACACAAACAGGAUCGUGAGAAAAUACUCAAGCGUCCGGUCGCGGAGCAGGAGAAAUAUCAGCGCAGCUGUGACUGUACAAUACUGACGGAUAUUACGACCGAUUCAGUCAUUACGCCGCUCGGUGGCAACUUCAGUCCCGAUCACAUUAAGCGUAACGUGUCGCCGUUGUUGGCCGGUCCAAGCUCACCGGGGCAGCUGAACAAGUUCGAAAACAUUAUGUCGAGUGUGCUGUGUAACGGUGGUAACGUUGUUAGCCCCGGGGCAAACCCUACGACGACGACAACGACGGCAGCGGCCGCAAUGGUUGUUGCUGCUGCGGCAGCCGCUGCCGCCGCCGGUGUACAGAGCAAUCCGGUUGGGAUCAGUAACGUAAGCUCAACGAACGGACUCUGCAAAGCAUCGCCGCUGGGCGAUCAGCCGAUGGGUGGUGUGCUUUCUCCGCAGCAACCGAGCGAACUGGACGAUUACGUACCGACCAUUACGAAGGAAACGAGCCCGGGGACAUUGGCCCAAUGGUUGGCCGUCCACCGGUUGUCGGCGUACGCGAAAACAUUCGCACAGUUUUCCGGUUCGGAUCUGUUAAGAAUGUCCAAGGAGGAUCUUUGCAAAAUUUGUGGCCUUGCCGAUGGUAUACGGAUGUUUAACAUUCUCCAUUCGAAAGCCAUAACGCCACGUUUGACCAUCUACGUAAGCUUCCAAACUAACAUCUACCAUGCCAUCUAUCUGCACUCGAACACCAUCCCGGAGCUGGUGCAAAAUUUGUCGAAAAUUCCCGGCUUUCUAGAAGCAAUCAAUGCGCUCAAUACGCCCAACUCUACCACGUCCGAUGCGGCACUGUGGAGUGGCACAUUUGGUACACGUACUAGUGGGAAACAUCCCGGCGCCAAUGGUACCGGUUCCGGUGUGCAGCUAUCCGUACCAUCCCCUUCGUCACCAAUCUCGUCCUCAUCGGGCAUUGCAAAGUUGCAGCUGCUUAUUAAGGGCCCGAACGGCAUACAGGUGCUGCUGACGGAGGAUGUGCUGAACAAUAUCAAGGACGAGACACUGUUUCAGCUCGAGCUGAAACCAAACGGAAACAUACUGAUGAAAGCCGUCCACAGUGUAACGGGGACUGCAGGCGAUUGUUCGAUCGAUGACGAUGCGAACUGAGUGGUUUGCGUGUAUGUAAGAGAGAAUAUUGGAUAAGAGCUUUUUUUUUUGUUUGUUUAGUGAAGCGGACAACUUUACCCAUUAGCUGUAGAGUAACCUAUUUUUAAAGGUUAUCAUUUAGGUAUAUGUUUUUUUUUCUCUUCGUAUGCUAUAUUUUAAUCUGGAUCUACGUUCGGUUAAGUCGUUUACGGCAGCGCCUAGUGAUAGUGUGUAUGUAUGGUGCAAAAAGGUGAAUAGAGAGAAACAAGCCCUCUAGGAUUGGGAAAUGGAUGAUCAUAAAUCCGUAAGCAUGAUAUUGCUCGGUACUGCUGAAAAGGAAGAGGAAUAGACGGUGGUAAGCGCGAUCGUAGCGUUGCGGAUAGACACCACUCAGGGGUCGUGUACUGUAAUGAAUGUUUUAUUCAACUACUCAUUACGUCUUUCAUCCACUAUACCCAUCAUCCAGCGUGUGAUGUGGAUGUGAAGCAAAAGAUGAACAUAAGAUCUACGACUGGUUCGUACACUCAAAGCAUUUAGCACAGUGAGGAGUGGGAGUUGAAGAUACACUUGCGUUUGUGGUAUGUGGUAAAGUGCAAGAAACGUGAUCGAGUUAUAAUGCACCGAUAUUUGCACUGGUAGAAGAAUAUCGGAUGCGUUUGUUUUACAUACAACAAAAUCCAUAAACACUACAUUAGUACAAAGCAGCUUAGUUAGUCAGUAGUUUGGAUUAUUUUCUUUUUUUUGUCUAGAGUUGAAGGCGAUAACAUGCAGGUCCGGAACAUUUUUAACGUUAUGACACUAUUUGCUUAACUGUCGUUUUUAUGUACAUUAUAACUAAUUAUUGAAUCGUAAAAAAACACGUGUUUCGUGUACGAAACGUAAUAUCGUAUAAGUUAAAGAGCGCAACGAUCGUACAUGGUGUCAAUGAUCGUACAGGGCAAUGAAAAUGUUAAAAUGAUUUACCUAUUUUAUAGAGAAACAAAACGUUUAAAAAAAAACAAUCAGAAAAACAAACCAUUUUUGGUGUGGCUAUUUAGAGAAGAAAAAAAAGAUCUUUCACAACGUAAAGCUGGACAGUUUGCUUUUGCAAAUGAAAAGCGAAAAAAAUCGUUUGAACGCGUUCGAUCGAUGAAAAGCGGUGCCUUACAAUGCUACUAUUGUGCAAUUUUUGUAACAAAACAAAACACUUAUUCGUAGGGAAAGAAGUUGACAAAAUGAAACGACUAGGAAAUGUUCUGUAAAUAAAGAAUAUUGUUGUUUAUUGUAAA
Molecule: messenger RNA, 5301 nt
Organism: Anopheles funestus (African malaria mosquito)
Lineage: Eukaryota; Metazoa; Arthropoda; Insecta; Diptera; Culicidae
Gene: gem
Exons: 12
Coding region: 923-4054 (1043 amino acids)
Biological process (GO): regulation of transcription by RNA polymerase II
Cellular component (GO): nucleus
Molecular function (GO): RNA polymerase II cis-regulatory region sequence-specific DNA binding; DNA-binding transcription activator activity, RNA polymerase II-specific
Source: RefSeq, a predicted model, not a curated record